CACCACUCUGCUUUGCGCGCAAAGACACACACACACACACACACACACACACACACACACUGGACGUAACGUUAUCUCGUUAUCUUCUCAACGAGGUGGCAAACAUGACGUAUGAAGAUUUAUUUGACAUGUUUGGGAACAGUACUGACAACAUCUCAGAGGAGUCUGGGGACUUUGACCUGGAUUUCCAGGAGCCAUGUGGCAGCGCAUUGAGCAGCGACUUCAAUAAGAUCUUCCUACCUACAGUUUACGGAAUAAUAUUUCUUCUGGGAGUCAUUGGCAAUGGAUUAGUCGUUGUUGUCAUGGGCUACCAGAAAAAGGUCAAAACUAUGACGGACAAGUACCGGCUCCAUCUCUCUGUGGCUGACCUCCUGUUUGUCCUCACGCUGCCCUUCUGGGCCGUGGAUGCAGCCAAAAACUGGUACUUUGGAGGUUUCCUGUGUGUGUUUGUGCACAUGAUCUACACACUCAACCUGUACAGCAGCGUGUUGAUCCUGGCCUUCAUCAGUCUAGACAGGUACUUGGCAGUCGUGCGGGCCACUAACAGCCAAACCACAAGGAAGCUGCUUGCGAGCAGAGUGAUCUACGUGGGUGUAUGGCUGCCUGCAGCUGUACUGACUGUACCUGACAUGGUGUUUGCCAGGGUGCAAAGCACAGGGUCUUCGAACUUCGUCUUCAUAGAUGAAAGCAUGGAAGUUGCAGACUCCAGGACCAUCUGCCAGCGCAUCUACCCACAGGAAACCAGUCUUAUAUGGACAGUUGUUUUCCAGUUCCAGCACAUUCUGGUGGGCUUCAUACUGCCCGGCCUGGUCAUCCUCAUCUGCUACUGCAUUAUCAUUGCCAAACUGUCGCAAGGCGCCAAGGGUCAGGCGCAGAAGAAGAAAGCGCUGAAGACCACAGUCAUCCUCAUCCUGUGUUUUUUCUCCUGCUGGCUGCCCUACUGUGUUGGUAUCUUUUUGUACACUCUCACGAUGCUGAAUGUGUUACCUCUCUCUUGUGAACUGCAACAAGCGAUGCAGAAGUGGAUUUCUAUCACUGAGGCACUGGCCUAUUUCCACUGCUGUCUAAACCCCAUCCUCUAUGCUUUCCUGGGAGUUAAGUUUAAGACAACAGCUAAGAGUGCACUGACAGUCAACAGCAGAUCAAGUCAGAAAGCAACUCUUAUGACCAAAAAGCGAGGGCAAAUUUCAUCCGUGUCAACUGAGUCCGAGUCUUCAAGUGUUUUGUCAAGUUAACAAACAGUCCACAUUAGAGUCUGUGACUUAAUACUCUCAGGAGAGAAAAUAACUAAGCUUUAAUUUCAAAGAACUUACUACAUUUUGUACAGAUGUAAAAAAAAAAAAAAAAAAAGAUUUUUUUAUACAUUUUGAUUGGUUUGCCUUGUGUUCUGAAAUGGUGUGUCAAGUGAGGGUUUUUAUUGCAAUUUUUGCAAGUUUUAUGUUCCUCAAAGCAGAUUGUAUCUCCAGGCAGUGCCUCAUUUCCAUUCAUUCAGCUUUACAACCCAGGUCCAUUUUUUCCUGUUUUCAUCUUUACAGCCUGUGUUGCUUUAUCAAAGCUCAGGCAUACAAUGCCCGUUUCUGUUUUCAGGGAUGUUAGCUGCUUUUUGAAACCUGUACAGAGUUUGUAGCAUUUGUGUGUUCGCACUUAAGUUGUGUGAUUAUCUGGAAACUACUAUUUAUUGCUGUCAUUCACACUGGAAUUUUUGUAAAAAGAAAUAAAGUGCAUGCU
Messenger RNA from Xiphias gladius (swordfish), 1728 nucleotides. RefSeq names its product C-X-C chemokine receptor type 4-like. Gene Ontology annotation, cellular component: membrane. Gene Ontology annotation, biological process: G protein-coupled receptor signaling pathway; neurogenesis; brain development. The record is from RefSeq and is a predicted model, not a curated record. Gene Ontology annotation, molecular function: chemokine receptor activity. Lineage: Eukaryota; Metazoa; Chordata; Actinopteri; Istiophoriformes; Xiphiidae. The transcript has 2 exons. The coding region runs from base 105 to 1235 and encodes 376 amino acids.